Messenger RNA from Nilaparvata lugens (brown planthopper), 4408 nucleotides. RefSeq lists its product as uncharacterized. Lineage: Eukaryota; Metazoa; Arthropoda; Insecta; Hemiptera; Delphacidae. The transcript has 2 exons. The record is from RefSeq and is a predicted model, not a curated record. Gene Ontology annotation, cellular component: nucleus. The coding region runs from base 40 to 2829 and encodes 929 amino acids.
UCUUUUCAAGAUUGUAAAAGUGAAGUGCCAAUAGAUGUAAUGGAAGUUAUGAACUUCGAAGAAGUAAAUGAUUGUACUACGAGAAUUAAAGAUGAAGUUGUGAUUGUAACUGACACUAAAGAAAAUGAAGAUAUCUUCCAAGAUUUCAAGAUGGAAGUGCCAGGAGAUGUAGUGGAAGUUAUGAACUUUGAAGAAGUAAAUCAUUGUACUACAAGAAUAAAAGAUGAAGUUGUGGUUGAAACUGAUAAUAAAGAAAAUGUAGAUUGUUUUCAAGAUUUUAAGGUAGAAGUGCCAGGAGAUGUAAUGCGAGAUUUGGAGUUGGAAGGAGUAAAUGAAUGCAUGAGAAAGGAAGAUAAAAAUGAGGAUAUGAUGCAUAAUGAAGAUAAUUUGAGUUUUUCCAAUGAAUGUAGAAAAGAAGUAACGGAAGAAGUGAUAUAUUUGGGGGAGAAUACAAUCAAGUUGGAAAAUAACUCCGAUAGUUCCACGGGCACUCUCAUGAAUAAUCCAAAAGAUAUAUUUGAUGACUUUGAAAAUAAUGUCUACAAUGCAGUUAGUAAUGGAGAAGUAAAUAGACAUAGCAGAGACUUCAAGAAGAAUGAGUACAAUGUGUCAAUUAAUUGUGAUAAUUCAAAUUUGUCUGAAGUGUCUUCAAUUGAAAUUUCUAGUACAACGAUGACUGUAGAGGAUAAUCGGAAUAAAAUGAUUGAUUGUGAACAAAAUACAGCAAAAUCGACAGAUGUUAUCUACAAAAAAACGACAAUAAUUAAUCAUGAUGAAAAUGCUAAUCACUCUAUAGUUUACAAGACAGGUGAAUGUGACAAUAAUACACCGAUUUUAUCAGAAACGAACUACAUUAAUCCAAGUAAUGAUGCCAAAUAUUCCAUAGUGUUAGUAAGAUUAGUACCAGUACUAGAGAAAUCGUUGGAUAAAAAAUGUGAAAAUGAUGUCAAUUAUUGUAUAGAGCAAUCAAAAAUAAUACCAGGUGUAGUGAAAUGGAAACCUUUUGAUAAAAAUCUUAUCACAGGUGAUAAUUCUUUACUUAACAUAGUUAAAAAUGGGGCGAACAAUAGUACAAUACAAAACAGUGUGAGAAAACAGGAUAUCAAUAGUACGGUAGUUACAAAAAGUGUGAGACAAAAGACAGAUAAAAAUAGUAGGAAGAAAGAGGUGAAGAAAUUUAAAGGAGAUCCUAUGAGAACUUAUACAUCUAAUAAGGCACAAAGUUAUGAGAAGUCCGAACAAUCUAUUUGUGAUGUAGGAAUUAAAGAGGAUAAGAAGGAAUGUAGGGUUUUGAAAGAGGAUUAUAAUUACUUGAUUAGUAAAGAUAAGGUUGUGGAAGGUAGUAUGCAGGUAGAAGGAGGUUCAAAUGGAUUGAGGUAUGGACAGGGAGGAAUUGGAGAAGCUUCAAAUAGACUAGGGAUUAGACAGGGAGGAAUUGGAGAAGCUUCAAAUAGACUAGGGAUUAGACAAGGAGGAAUUGGAGAAGCUUCAAAUAGGCUAGUGAAUAGACAGGGAGGAAUAGGAUUAGCUUCAAAUCAACAAGGAACUAUACAGGGAGUAAUGGGAGAAGCCUCAAAUAAACUAGGGGUUGGACUGGGAGAAAUAGAAGCUUCAAAUAGACUAAGGGAGGGUCAGGUUUUCAUAAGAGAAGCUUCAAAUGGACUAGGAAUUCAACAAAUAAAGGAAGAAGCUUCAAAUAGAUUAAGAAAGAGUCAGAUUUCUAUGCGAGAAGCUUUAAACGGACUAGGAAUUCAUGAAGUAAAUAAAGGAGCUUCGAAUGAAUCUUGGGAGAAACAGGGAGUAACGGAAGAACCUUCAAAUGUACUAGGAAUUGGACAAGGAGUAUUUUCAGAUGGACUAGGAAUUCAACAAGUAAAGGAAGAUCCUUUAAAUGGACUAGGAAUUGGACAGGGAGUAGCUUCAAUUGGACUAGAGGAAGCAAUUAAGGGUCUUAGUGAAACAGUUCUUCAAGAUACAAAUUACAUUGAGAAUGAUUCCGGUUUCAGUAGUUUGGAGGCACUGUGUAACGUGGCAGCCUCCGCUGCAAAAUACCUGAAAUGGGACUCAGUUCGGAGUAAAAGAUCACCGAAAAAGAAAAACCAAUGUCUGAACGAAAUCAGAUUCUACUGUAAAACUUGCAACAGAUCAUACCCAUCAAGCCGAGACUUCCGGAAACAUAGAUGCUCGUUGAGUAGUGUGAACAAUAGAUGGGCGGGGAUCAUAGAGAGUGGAGGCUUGUUUACAUGUGAGGAGUGUAAGCGGAAUUUCCGGUCGAAGAAUGGGUAUCUGAUACAUAGGAGGAGUCACACAGGGGAGAGACCGUACGCGUGUCGAUGGUGCGAGAAAGCGUUCGGCGAUUCGGGAACACGUCACAAACAUGAACGUAUCCACACCGGCGAACGUCCGUUCCAGUGCGAGCAAUGUCCGCGUGCGUUCAACCAACGCGCGGCGCUUCGAGCGCAUCAAAUCACUCACUCGUCCUGUCUCACACGUUCCUUCACCUGCAAACUGUGCCCUUCGUCCUUCUCCUACUUCGCCAAUCUUAGACGUCACGUGAUCGUGUGCCACAGAGAGUACACCGCCAUACCUUGUCCACUGUGCACCCUACCUAAAACACUCCACUAUGACAACACUGCCCUCGUGCAGCAUGUGAAAAGUGUUCAUUGGGAGGAUGGAACAAAAUGUUUGAUUUGUGAUCAAAAGCAGUUUGACGAUGUGAACGAGUAUUGUAGUCAUGUCAUCAGUCAUGUUAAACGUGCUAGAAAUGCGGGUGGAGUGAGGCUGAAUAAUAAUUUUAUUAAACAGGAAGGCGAUGUUAGUUUGGUGUAAAGAUUAUAUUCUAAAGAUCUACAAUUUCUAUUGUAAAUGACAUGUUCCAUGUUUGAUAUUCUCUUUUUUCAGGGCUUCUGAUUAUUAAAGCACGAUAAAAAAAUAUCAAUUACCCCUUUUUUCAUUACAACACUUGAAAAUAUCUCUUGAAGAGUUGAAACUAGUAUUUUUGUGUUGCAAUGAAAUAAAGGGUACUUGAUAAUUUUUAUCGUGUUCCAUGGUUGAUGUACGUUUGGUGUAAAGUCUAUAUUGUAAAGAUCUACAACUUUUGUUGUAAAGAGUUUACAAUAGUCGAUGUUAGUUUGAUGUAAAGUUUUCAUUCUACAGAUCUCCAUUUUUUAUUGUAAAGAGUAUACAAUAGUUGUUGUAUGUUUAGUGUAAAAAUCUAUAUUGUGAAUAUCUACAACUUUUGUUGUGAAUAGUUUACAAUAGUCGAUAUUAGUAUGAUGUAAAGCUACUAUUCUAAAGAUCUACAAUGUCUAUUAAUUGUAAAGAGUAUUCCAUGCUUGAUUUACGUUUGGUGUAAAGUUUAUAUUAUAAACGUCUUCAACUUUUGUUGUGAACAGUUUGCAAUAAUCAAUGCUAUUAUGUGUUAAGUUUAUAUUCCGAAGGUCUACAAUUUCUAUUGUAAAAAAUAUACAAUGGUUGAUGUACGUUUGGUGUAAAGUCUAUAUUGUGAACAUACAACUUCUGUUGUGAUGAGUUUACAAUAGUCGAUGUUCGAUUGGUGUAAGGGUGCGGCAGCUUAGAGAGCUAUCUGCCAUGUGCGAUCCUGUAGGUGGUUUCUAUAUCUACUAUAUAAUUAUAAGAUUAUGCGAUCUAGAUAUCACAUGGGUUCCUAUGUUUAUAUCUAGAAUAUCGGGGACCGAGCUUCGCUCUGGAGUACAACAGCAUAAAAAAUGUAUUACGAAAGAAGAAAUUAUAAUAACAUUCAUACAGAAAUGUUCUAUCGAAUCACAGUAAAUUGAGAUUAAUUCCAAGAGGAAUGCAAAAAUUUCCCCUCACAAAGGCCCAGUUGCACAAAAGCGGGUUAAAUUUUAAUCCUGAUUAACUUCACGUGAACCAAAUCAGAGAAGACCAUUUCAAAAAGAUGGAUGUACUGGAAUUAAUCAGGAUUGAAAAUAACCCGGCUUGUUUGCAACCGUCACUAAGUACCUCAUUGAAUGAGUACAAAAGUUCAACAGCUGAGUCAUAAUUUUGACACAGUCCCACACGCAUGAGCUCGCGCUCACUCAUUUCCAUCACCAACUGACGUCGAAAUAAUAUUAUUAUCAGUUGUUUUCCCAAGGAUGAAUAAUAAUUUUCCUUUUAAUGUCUUUCAGCGAGUUUUCUUAGGGAUGAGACCUAGUGCAAUCGAACCCUUAUAUUAUAAAACUACUAUGUUCUGAAUUUCGUGAGAAUCGUUAGAGCCGUUUUCGAGAUCCGGUGCAAUACAAACAUAUAAACAUCUAAACAUUCAGGAUCGCAGAUGGCAAAUCGCUCUCUUUAUGGUUCCACUCUAAAGUUUUUAUCAUUAAAAAAUGUAUAAUAGUUGAUGCUAUUUUGGUGUAAAAUUUAUAUUGUGAAACAUUUAAAGUGA